UGCUGCCGCCGCUCCCGGUACCGCCACAGGUGACUCGGGGCCGGGGGCCGCUCGGUCGCCGCCGCGCCGCGGCUGCCUGCGCGAAGCCCGGCUUGGCUGAUUCCGCCGUGCCUGCGCGACCGGGGACGCCGGGGACAUGGCAUCGCUCCGGCUCCUUCUCCUCCUGCUCCUGGCCCAGCGCGGGCUCGGAGCCGCGGCCGGCCGAGGGCGGGCGCCGGGAGGCAGGCAGCCCGUCUACAACCACAUCAAGAGCCGCGAUCCGCCCCCGGCCCCGCGGAGCCGCUCUCCGGAGAGCACCAUCUUGGCGCAGCGGCUCGCCGAGGAGGUGCCCCAGGACGUGGCCUCGUUCCUCUACACCGGCGAUUCCCGGGAGCUGCGGAGGGCCAACUGCUCCGGGCGCUACGAGCUGGCCAGCCUGGCCGGCAAGUCGCGCUUCGUCUCGCACCCGUCCCUGCACGGCGCCCUGGACACCCUCACGCACGCCACCAACUUCCUCAACAUGAUCCUGCAGAGCAAUAAGUCGCGGGAGCAGAACUUGCAGGAGGACCUGGAGUGGUACCGGGCGCUGAUCAGGAGCCUCCUGGAAGGGGAUCCCAACAUCUCCAGGGCAGCCAUCACCUUCAGCACGGAGCCCUUCUCUGCCCCCCAGGUGUUCCUCCAGGCCAGCAGGCACGAGAGCCAGAUCCACCUUCAGGACCUGUCCUCCUCCGCUCACCGCCUGGCUAACGGAUCCCUGGAAACGGAGUGGUUCCAGGGCCUGAAGCGCAAGUGGAGGCCGCAUCAGCACAGGAAGGUCUUGAACACGGGCUCCAAAACUUUGGAGAACAGCUGGAAGAGGCGAGAGGGCUUCACGGCUGAUAAGAACCACAUCAGAUGGUCCUCUCCUUACCUGGAGUGUGAGAACGGGAAUUACAAACCCGGUUGGCUGGUGACUCUCUCAGCGGCUUUCUAUGGACUGCAACCAAAUCUCGUCCCUGAAUUCAGAGGUGUUGUUAAAGUCGACAUAAAUCUGCAGAAGGUGGAUAUCGACCAGUGCUCGAGUGAGGGGUGGUUCUCAGGAACACACAGGUGUCAUCUCAACAACUCUGAGUGCUUGCCAAUUAAAGGUCUUGGAUUUGUGCUUGGAGCCUACAAAUGUAUUUGCAAGGAGGGAUUCUAUCAUCCCAACAUCUUUUCAGUGAACAGCUUUCAGAGAAAGGAUGCAGAUAAUCGCUUUUCUGGAGGGGACUUGUCAGAGGAAGUCUACACCUGCCUGCCCUGCAGGGAAGGAUGUUCUAAUUGUAAAGAUGAUACUCCCUGCUAUGCACAGGAGGACAAGUAUUUACGGCUUGCUAUCAUCUCAUUCCAAACGCUCUGUAUGCUGCUGGACUUCAUAAGCAUGCUGGUAGUCUACCAUUUUCGCAAGGCAAAGAGUAUCAGAGCUUCAGGUCUGGUGCUGUUGGAAACCAUUCUUUUUGGAUCACUUCUUCUGUACUUUCCGGUUGUCAUUUUGUAUUUUGAACCAAGUGUAUUUCGCUGUGUUCUCCUAAGAUGGGUUCGUCUUCUGGGCUUUGCUACAGUUUAUGGAACUGUGACGCUCAAGCUGCACAGGGUUUUGAAGGUAUUCCUGUCCAGAACCGCUCAGCGUAUUCCAUAUAUGACAGGUGGACGAGUGAUGAGGAUGCUGGCUGUAAUUCUCCUGGUAGUGUUUUGGUUUCUUGUUGGCUGGACUUCUGCAAUAACUCAAAAUUUGGAGAGAAACAUUCCUCUAAUUGGCCAAGGGCAAACAUCUGACCACCUGAUCUUCAAUAUGUGCCUCAUGGACCGCUGGGAUUACAUGAUGGCUGUUGCUGAAUUUUUAUUCCUCUUGUGGGGUGUUUAUCUCUGCUAUGCAGUGCGGACAGUCCCAUCAGCAUUUCAUGAGCCGCGUUAUAUGGCUGUUGCAGUUCACAAUGAGCUCAUUAUCUCUGCUAUAUUCCAUACAAUUAGAUUCAUUCUUGCUUCAAGACUUCAGUCUGACUGGAUGCUGAUGCUGUUCUUUGCACACACGCACUUGACUGUGACAGUCACUGUUGGGCUACUACUGAUCCCUAAGUUUUCACAUUCAAGCAAUAACCCAAGAGAUGAUAUAGCUACAGAAGCUUAUGAAGAUGAACUUGAUAUGGGUCGAUCUGGAUCCUAUCUGAACAGCAGUAUCAAUUCAGCAUGGAGCGAGCAUAGUUUGGAUCCUGAAGAUAUUCGGGAUGAGUUGAAGAAACUGUAUGCCCAGCUUGAAAUCUAUAAAAGGAAAAAGAUGAUUGCUAAUAACCCGCAUCUCCAGAAAAAAAGGUGCUCUAAAAAGGGCUUGGGGCGCUCGAUAAUGAGGCGUAUUACAGAAAUCCCAGAGACAGUCACUAGGCAGUGCUCCAGGGACGAGAAGGACCUGAUGGAGCACAAUGCUGUGAAAAACACAGCUACACUGAAAAAAACCCCACAAGAUUCCACAAGUUCUGCAAAGCCAAAAGAAGAGAAUUUGAAAAACAGAGUCUUCUCGUUAAAGAAGUCCCACAGCACUUACGAUCAUGUCCGGGAUCAAACAGGAGAGUCUAAUAGCAUAACUGCAGAAAGCACAGAAGUUACAGCUGCUGAGAAUUCAAUUCUGGAUUCCUUAACUGGUAACAAUUUAGCCAAAAAAGCUGAAAAAGUUGAAGCAGUGUCCACUGAAUCGGUCCCUUUGGUGUGCAAAUCACUAAGUGCACAUAACUUAAGUGCAGAUAAGAAGCCUCUGCAUCCAAGAACAUCUGUGUUACAGAAAUCCCUCAGUGUUAUUGCAAGUGCCAAGGAAAAGACUCUGGGACUUACGGGUAAAACACAAAGUCUAGAAGAAAGCGCUAAAUCUCAGAAAUCUCAGCAGAAAGGGAAGGAAGGCAGCAAAAAACACUCGGCCACCGACAAAGGGGAGCACAAGGAUUCUCACCGGAAGAACUCUACUCAGUCUGAGGAGACAAAGAAAACCCAUAAGUCUGGCAUUAUGAAGCAGCAAAGGGUUAGUCAGACACCUGCAAAUCCAGACACAGGCCCAGGUAAGACUCUGCACAAGGACACUUUCGACAUAGGAGAAGUUUGUCCUUGGGAGAUAUAUGACCAAACUCCUGGUCCUGUGCCUUCUGACUCUAAGAUUCAAAAACAUGUGUCUAUUGCUUCCUCAGAAGCAGAGAAAAAUCACCCUUCCCAGCCAAAGGGUAAAUCUCAUCAUAAGCAGAAGACGCCUGAGGGCUCUCAACAGUCGAAUCAACAGAGCCCACAGAAGUUGGAGACGGGCACUCGGGAGGUGCAAGAGCAGCACAUUUUUGAAAAUGAUAAAAAACAGUUGAAUUCCAAAUCUCAGGGCUCCCCUGGGCUGAAGCGCGAGAACGUUAACAGAUAUGCACCAAAUGUUUGUGGGGGGGAGCAUGAGGAGCUGCCCCAGAAAGCAGCAGAAAAUGUCAAUAAAUUGGUGGAACAAAAAAAAAUUGCCUCAUCUGAGGGAAAUGUGCUUUCUGACUCCCGUAAGCCAAGUGGUUACUCACAGCAACCUUUAGCAUCUCGAGCUGAAGUCUGUCCUUGGGAGUUUGACACACCAGAUUUACCAAAUGCAGAAAGAAGUGUAGCUUUAUCAAACACCUCUGCUAUAAGUGCAAAUAAAACAGCAACACCUCGAAAAUAAGAGGCUUUUGGACUGAGGAAAGUAGCAACACCGAGAAGAAAGACAACAGGAAAAACAAAAGAGACUUAGGCCAAAAGGAUCUGAAAAUUCCUAAGGAGCAUCACUUAAUGGAAUCAGCACAACAAGUAGGAAUUAAGCAAAACAAAUUAUUAUUAUUGUUAUUAUUUAUUUAUUGAGUGCCAACAAUGUGAUUAGCAGUGCCCAGAAUGUGGUCCCUGCUCCAAGGAUUUUACUGUGUCAUUGAAAGAAACUUGCCUUUCUGAAAUCACUUCUCCUUUAAAAGAAAAAUAAACAAAACACCAAAAGUUGGUAACAAACGCACACUGUAAAUCUUAACAGAAUUAUUUCUGAAUGUCACAACUGGCUUUAACUUGCCCUUGGGACUUUAAGGAUCCAACAGAAGUAGGGCGUAGAAAAUGUCCUGAUGGCAGAAAGGAGUAUCAGUGAGCAGCUCUUAAAAUGACGACUUUUCACUUUGCGUAUUUAAUCUCAAUAGCACUGCUAACUCAAUGCAUCCCAAAAACACAUUUUAUAUAAUGGUUGCUCUCAUUUUCUUAUUACUGUGUGUUUAAGUACAUUGUUGUGUCUCAUAUUAAAGCAUUCCAGAUUGUAUAAUUUUUGCAAAUACCUUUGAUAUUAUGUGACACAACAACACAUUUAUGCAAUCUGCGGAUACUUUUUUCUUAUUGCAACUUAAAAUACCUGCUAUAGACUUUUUGUUUAUAUGUAGAAUUACCGUAAUUGUUCACUGGCUGUGGAAGCCAAUAACUCUCAUUGGGAAAUUCUUUUGGGGUUUGGGAAUUUUUUUUCUUUCCUGUGAUUUAUAUAGUGAACUUUUUGUUUUACUCUCUGUUAUUUAAAUUUAUAGUUUGAUACUGUAUUAUUCAGGGGUUUUAUACACAGCAAGUUACUUGUUAUGCACUUCCCUGUUAAUGCGCAUAGACUUUGCUAAUAGUGGAAAUCCAGUCGUCUUAGCUGCAUAUUCUGGUAAGUCUUAGGACAACUUAUCUGUUGUUUGUUACAAAUUGGAAAAUAUAGUCUAACAAACCAGAAUACCAACUCGAAACAUCCGUGAGGGUGAUCUUGUUCAGUAUUUCAUACUGAGCAUAUCCUACUACAUGAGACAGGCAAGAAUGACAACGAAUAUACCCCAGAAAUGAUGAACUGAUUUACUAAAACUGGACAACUCUGGGAAAUUUAUCAGCUAGUUAACAACAGUUUACUGUCUAUCUCUGUUGGCAAACCUCCAGAAACUGGCCUUUGGAGAUACACAGGUGAGGAGAGAAGUCCGAAAUGUUACUCUUCCCUGUAUUGGCAGCGGCAAGAGACAGUAGGAAUGAAAAUGAUGGGCAUCUCUCUCCCACUCUCCAAAUGCUUUUUUUUUUAAUUUACACAUACAUUUAUGGAAACAGGUACUAUUUAAGAUAGCGCAAAUUUUCAGUAAUGGCUAAAGCCAUCAUCUUGCAUUUGACUUAAUUCAAAGGUGGCCCAUUUACAACUAUGAGUCUUGGUGCAAAAACACUCAUGGUAUACCAUCAGGGCCUAAGAGGUAUCAUAGAGAAUCUGUGUACCACUAACAAUAAAAAUUAGGUUCCGCCCUCACCCAUCUAAAUUUAGUACCAGUGAAGUACUAUUCAAUGGAAUUGGCUGUACAAAGAGUACUUCAAAAUAAAGACAGCUCAGUCCUAAAGAACUUGUGCAAUCUGAGAGAAGUGAUGGGUUUCACUGGAAGAUGAAAUGAGGAUGAUUGAAUAGAAUGUGUUGUUUAAUAU
Molecule: messenger RNA, 5436 nt
Organism: Phasianus colchicus (ring-necked pheasant)
Lineage: Eukaryota; Metazoa; Chordata; Aves; Galliformes; Phasianidae
Gene: GPR158
Product: G protein-coupled receptor 158
Biological process (GO): G protein-coupled receptor signaling pathway
Cellular component (GO): membrane
Molecular function (GO): G protein-coupled receptor activity
Source: RefSeq, a predicted model, not a curated record